UGUCUGUGCGUCUGUACAUGAAGCACUUUAGUUAAAGGCUCUCAAAACUCAGCACAAACCUUUGAGUAAUCUCCACAAGUCUUAAUCUUUUCGCCAUUACUUUUCUCAGACUCAUCUUUCCUUGUCUGGGUUGUCUUCAUUUCUUCUUGAGAUCACAGUUUCAGCCCCCUCUUUUCACAUUCCAACUCCACUGUCAAAACCAUUCAAAUCUGAAAAUGAUUCAGAACCCCAUUUGUUUGAUGGGGUUUUCUUAGUUUCUCGAUUGUUUUAAUCGGAUUCUGAGACAUGGGUUCUGUCUCAAAUAUGGAAAGAAUGAUUUGUAUUGUGUUAUGAGAAGUCAGUUUAAGUUGCUACAGAUUUUUUUUUUUUUUUAAGGGUUGUUUGGAGUAUGGGAAGAGUCAGGGGAAAGGGAAAGAAGCCAACGAUUAUUGCUUCUCGUGAGGAUUAUGGAAGUGGUGAAGAAUUGAAAAUUCCAGCUUUCAGGAGAAGGGGAAGGCCACAAAAGCCAUUGAAGGAUGAAGUCGAAGAAGAAGAAGCUGAGAAGAUGGUAGAAGAUGGUAAUGAUCCAAAAGUUUCCAUCUGUAGUAAAGAUAUAGGGAAUCAGGCUGCCAUAACAAAUGGAAGGAAGAGGAAGAAAUCCACACAGGCCAAAGAAGAGAAAGACACAGACAAACAUGACAGUAGCAUCGGACUAAAACCAAGUACUGAUGAAUCAAUGAAGUCUGUCGGAUUUCGACAAAAGGGGAGUAGGAGAAAAAGCAAGCCUCGACGGGCUGCUGAAGCUGGUGUUGAAUGCAAGUGAGGUUUGCUUCAUUUUGUAAUGGCCUUGCACCCUUUCCAAUGGCCAUAUAAAUCAUUACCGUAGAGUGUAACUUGUUGGCAUGCACAUGAGUCCGGAUGUUUCUUCUGUUAUAUGCUUUUUUGUUUCUGUCAAUUUUGAUUCAGAGGGUUUUUCCAUUUGGGAAAUAAACUAUCCUGUUUGUAAUCCGCUAUGAAGUUACUUAAUUUAUAUACUUUGUUCUCUCGAAAGAAGAAGUUACAUAUACUCCGGGAGGAUACUUAAUAGUAAAUGAGCACAUUU
This is a messenger RNA of Pistacia vera, 1081 nucleotides long. RefSeq lists its product as uncharacterized. Lineage: Eukaryota; Viridiplantae; Streptophyta; Magnoliopsida; Sapindales; Anacardiaceae. Bases 389 to 802 code for a protein of 137 amino acids. The transcript has 2 exons. The record is from RefSeq and is a predicted model, not a curated record.